This is a messenger RNA of Phyllostomus hastatus (greater spear-nosed bat), 3266 nucleotides long. It is a transcript of the gene SMAD4, whose product is annotated as SMAD family member 4. The record is from RefSeq and is a predicted model, not a curated record. NCBI's taxonomy places the organism in Eukaryota, Metazoa, Chordata, Mammalia, Chiroptera, Phyllostomidae. Gene Ontology annotation, biological process: transforming growth factor beta receptor signaling pathway; BMP signaling pathway; regulation of transcription by RNA polymerase II. Bases 292 to 1950 code for a protein of 552 amino acids. The transcript has 12 exons. Gene Ontology annotation, molecular function: DNA-binding transcription factor activity, RNA polymerase II-specific; I-SMAD binding; RNA polymerase II cis-regulatory region sequence-specific DNA binding. Gene Ontology annotation, cellular component: heteromeric SMAD protein complex.
AGCUCCCGUCACAGUUUGUUUCAGAAUGGAGUUAAACUCGAAGAGGGACUCCCGCCGCGGCCGCCGCUCCUCUUUGUUGUUCUUGAGUAGUUUCACUGUCCGCUGGGGCCGACUCCCUGGGUCGGCUGCAGAGGCUGCCUUAGGUGGCUAAACGCAAGUUAUUAUCCUGAAUACCACAUGUCUAACAGUUUUCCUUGCAACGUUAGCCAGUAUUUUUUUACUGCCACCAAAAGAUCAAAAUUGCUCUGGAAGUUGGAGACAUAUUUGAUUUAAAAGAAAUAACUUUAACAAAUGGACAGUAUGUCUAUUACGAAUACACCAACAAGUAAUGAUGCCUGUCUGAGCAUUGUACAUAGUUUGAUGUGCCAUAGACAAGGUGGAGAGAGUGAAACAUUUGCAAAAAGAGCAAUUGAAAGUUUGGUAAAGAAGCUGAAGGAGAAAAAAGAUGAAUUGGAUUCUUUAAUAACAGCCAUUACUACAAAUGGAGCUCAUCCUAGCAAAUGUGUUACCAUACAGAGAACAUUGGAUGGAAGGCUUCAGGUGGCAGGUCGGAAAGGAUUUCCUCAUGUGAUCUAUGCCCGUCUCUGGAGGUGGCCUGAUCUUCACAAAAAUGAACUAAAACAUGUUAAAUAUUGUCAGUAUGCGUUUGACUUAAAAUGUGAUAGUGUCUGUGUGAAUCCAUAUCACUAUGAACGAGUUGUAUCACCUGGAAUUGAUCUCUCAGGAUUAACACUGCAGAGUAAUGCUCCACCAAGUAUGUUGGUGAAGGAUGAAUAUGUUCAUGACUUUGAGGGACAGCCAUCGUUAUCCACUGAAGGGCAUUCUAUUCAAACCAUUCAGCAUCCACCAAGUAAUCGUGCAUCGACGGAGACAUACAGCACCCCGGCUCUGUUAGCUCCAUCGGAGUCGAAUGCUGCCAGCACCACCAACUUUCCCAACAUUCCUGUGGCUUCCACAAGUCAGCCUGCCAGUAUACUGGCAGGCAGCCAUAGUGAAGGAUUGUUGCAGAUAGCUUCAGGGCCUCAGCCAGGACAGCAGCAGAAUGGAUUUACUGGGCAGCCAGCUACUUACCAUCAUAACAGCACUACCACCUGGACUGGAAGUAGGACCGCACCAUACACACCUAAUUUGCCUCACCACCAAAACGGCCAUCUUCAGCACCACCCGCCUAUGCCGCCCCAUCCCGGACAUUACUGGCCAGUUCACAAUGAGCUUGCAUUCCAGCCUCCCAUUUCCAAUCAUCCUGCUCCUGAGUAUUGGUGCUCCAUCGCUUACUUUGAAAUGGAUGUUCAAGUAGGAGAGACAUUUAAGGUUCCUUCAAGCUGCCCUAUUGUUACUGUUGAUGGAUAUGUGGACCCUUCUGGAGGAGAUCGCUUUUGCUUGGGUCAACUCUCCAAUGUCCAUAGGACAGAAGCCAUUGAGAGAGCAAGGUUGCACAUAGGCAAAGGUGUGCAGUUGGAAUGUAAAGGUGAAGGUGAUGUUUGGGUCAGGUGCCUUAGUGACCACGCAGUCUUUGUGCAGAGUUACUACUUAGACAGAGAAGCUGGGCGUGCACCUGGAGAUGCUGUUCAUAAGAUCUACCCAAGUGCAUAUAUAAAGGUCUUUGACUUGCGUCAGUGUCAUCGGCAGAUGCAGCAGCAGGCGGCCACUGCACAAGCGGCAGCAGCUGCUCAGGCUGCAGCUGUGGCAGGAAACAUCCCUGGCCCCGGAUCAGUGGGUGGGAUAGCUCCAGCGAUCAGUUUGUCAGCUGCCGCUGGAAUUGGUGUCGAUGACCUUCGUCGCUUAUGCAUACUCCGGAUGAGUUUUGUGAAAGGCUGGGGGCCGGAUUACCCGAGACAGAGCAUCAAAGAGACGCCUUGCUGGAUUGAGAUUCACUUACACCGGGCCCUGCAGCUCCUAGACGAAGUGCUCCACACCAUGCCUAUCGCCGACCCACAGCCUCUAGACUGAGGUCUUCUACUCCUGGGGCCUGUAAUGUUCGCUGUCAGGAUGGUGGACUAUAAAGUACAAUCCUGUUUAUAAUCUGAAGAUAUAUUUCACUUUUGUUCUGCUUUAUCUUUUCAUAAAGGGUUGAAAAAGGAUGUUUGCUGCCUUGCUCCUAGCAGACAGAAACUGGAUUAAAACAAAUUUUUUUUUAUCCUAUUUAGAACUUUUCAGGCAUGGCUCAGAGCUUGAAGAUCAGGAAAAAUACAUUCUUACUAUAUCUUCACCAGUUAUGUAUGAAGGAAUCAUUCCAGUGCUGGAAAAUUUAGCCCUUUAAAAUGUCUUAGACUCUUUUAUAUGCAGAACAUUGGUAUGUGUGUUAUUCUACAGAAUAAAUUCAAUAUUGCUGAUUUUAAAGGCAGAGAAGUUCUCAAAGUUAAUUCACCUGUUACUUUGUGUGUGAGUUGUUGUUGUUGAGCAUCCCUUACUCCAAAAUGCUGUGCCAUGUGGGUGAGUUAAUUUUACCAAGAGCAACUUUCCUCUGUGUUUAAAAAUAAGAUAGUAAUGUAUUAUAAUCUUUUAUCCAAAAUAUUUUUUGCAAGUUAAACUAGUGAAGAUGAUUUCCAUGCAGAUUGUCUUGUGACUUCAGUUUUAUUUUCGCCAAGGCAAAACACUAACCUCUGUGUAUACUGAGAAUUCCUUAAAAUUAUCAAAGAAAUACCAUUUAAAACGACACUUGUUGUCCCCGUUGGAUAACUAUUUAUUGAGCAGUAUAACUCUGGCCUGUUAAAGAGCAGACCUCUUUCUCUAGAUUUCUAGCCACAGGGUUGGUUACUAAGAAGCCCAGAAGAGGAAUUUCUUUCCUUCAUUAAUUCAUAGGGAAAGGUUUCGUAUUUUUUAAAACACUAAAAGCAGCGUCACUCCACCUAACAUCGCACCGUCUGCAGAGGUGGCAGUGCAUAACCUGAACGAUGAGCAUUUUGGAAACUGCUAAAUUCCGUGUUAAAUACUGUGCAGAGUAACGGACACACUGCAGUUCAUAAUAGGUAGUUUGGGUAUUUUUGUACUUGAUUUGAUGUGUGACUUUUUUUCCAUAUACUGUUAAAUCAUGUAUGUUAUAAUAUUGUUUAAAAUUCAGUUUUUGUAUCUUGGGGCAAGACUGCAAACUUUUUAUACCUUUUGGUUAUUCUAAGCCCUUUGCCCAUCAAUGAUCAUAUCGGUUGGCAGUGACUUUGUAUAGAGAAUUUAAGUAGAAAAGUUGAAAAUGUAAUGACUGUACCACAGACACAAUAUGUAUGCUUUUUUCGUAGCCGGUAGCAUAAAUAAAACCGAAUCUCAACAUA